AUGGAGAGAAACAAGCUUCAUUUUUUUGCUAUUUCACUUGCAGUUCUAGCUCAAGCUUUUACUGCAAGCACUUGUCCGACAUCUAUCUCUGAAGACCUUCGUCAAAAUUGCCAUCCAGAACCCGGUGCCACUGAAGAAGCCUGCCUCAGUCGUGGGUGCCAAUGGUGUGAAACAAGUAGCCCAAAAGUCCCAGCUUGCUUCUACGAAGGGGGUCAGUUCGGUUACUCUCUGGCUGGAGAGCCAGAAAAGACAGCUACAGGAUGGAGGGUCCUUUUGUCAAGGCGUGGAACACCGUUAAACUCUGGGAAUUAUAUUUCUCAGAUAGCAUUGCUCGUGGAGUUCCAGACAAAAGACAGACUCAGGUUUAAGAUCGAUGAUCCUGACAACCAACGAUUUGAAGUACCUCUCAACAUUGAAUCCCCUCCUCGUGCUGCUGCCGACACCAGCUACGACAUUGAAUUUGUGAAUGAUUCAUCUCUCCGUUUUAAAAUCAUUAGAAAAGCCACAGGAACAGUGCUGUGGGACACCUCUCUUGCAAACCUGAUUUUUGAUGACCAGUAUCUUCACAUUGCAACUAAGGUCCCAUCCAAGUCUGUAUAUGGGUUUGGUGAACAUCAACAUCCAUCCUUUAAGCACAAUAUGAAUCAUAUUACCUAUGGGAUGUAUGCUAGGGACCAGUCUCCAAAGAUGUAUGCAAAUCUGUAUGGAGUCCAUCCUUUCUACAUGUGCAUAGAGAAUGAUGCAAAUGCUCAUGGGGUCCUUUUCCUAAAUGCCAAUGCACAAGAUGUCACUUUAGGUCCAGAGCCAUCUUUGACAUUCCGCACCACUGGAGGAGUCCUUGAUUUCUAUGUUUUCCUUGGCCCAACCCCUGAAAAUGUAGUCCAGCAAUACACAGAGGCCAUCGGGCGUCCGCAUCUACCUCCUUACUGGUCUCUGGGGUACCAGCUCUCACGGUGGGGAUAUUCUGACAUUGCUACAGUAAAAGAAACUGUCAGGCGCAUGGAGCAGUAUGGCAUUCCUCAAGAUGUCCAGUAUGCAGACAUUGACUACAUGGACCAGCAACGAGACUUCACUUAUGACAAAGAAAAAUAUGCAGGUCUGCCAGAGUUCAUUCAAGAGAUGAAGAAUGAAGGAUUGCAUUAUGUUGUUAUUCUGGAUCCUUUCCUAACCAAAGAUGAACCUCGAGGGAUAUACAGACCCUAUGAACUUGGACAACAGUUAGGAGUCUGGGUGAAAAAUGCUGAUGGAACUCCAGCUGUUGGGAAAGCCUUGCCUCCUGGUAAUUCAGUGUAUCCUGACUACUUUAACCCAAAAACAGCAGAAUGGUGGACCAAUAUGUGUGUUGAAUUCCAGAAAGUUCUGCCUUAUGAUGGAAUUUGGCUUGAUAUGAAUGAACCAUCUAAUUUUCUAAAUGGCCAGGUCCCAGGCUGUGCUCACAACAAUCUCAACAACCCUCCUUUCAUUCCUAGAAUUUCUGAUCAUUCACUGUCUCAGAACACAUUAUGUCCAGAUUCCCAAACGCAUCUUGGAAAACUGUAUGACACACAUUCCCUCUUUGGCUGGGCAGAAGCGGCACCAACUUUCCGUGCUAUCCAGGAAGCUACGGAUAAGAGACCGUUUGUGCUGAGUCGUUCUACAUUUGUUGGAAACGGGAAAUAUACAGCACAUUGGCUUGGCGACAACCAUGCUCUGUGGGAAGAUAUGCAUUUGUCAAUAAUUGGAAUACUGGAGUUCAAUCUCUUCGGAAUCCCACAAGUAGGUGCAGAUAUCUGUGGCUUUUACUUUGAUACCAACUUUGAACUGUGCUUACGCUGGACACAGCUUGGUGCCUUCUAUCCACUGGCGAGAAACCACAAUGCACUUGGCCAACAGGCACAAGACCCAGGUUCAUUUGGAAUUGAAUUUGCUACAAUUGCUCGAUCGACUCUGCAGAUUCGAUACUCUCUCCUGCCAUAUUUAUAUACUUUAUUCCAUGAAGCCCAUGUCUCUGGAAAUACAGUGGCCCGAGGAUUAAUGCAUGAGUUUACAGCUGACCAGGAGACUCAUGGCAUAGACACUGCUUUCCUUUGGGGACCCGCUCUUAUGAUCACUCCAGUUCUUCAGCAGGCAACAAGAUCGGUGGAUGUUUAUUUUCCAGCAGCACCCUGGUUUGAUUAUUACACGGGUGAUAAAAUACCAACCUCCUGGCUCAAUACACAUGUCAGCAUUCCUGCCCCACUGGAAAAGAUCCCACUGUUUAUCCGAGGAGGAUACAUCUUGCCAACACAAGCACCAGCCAUGAGAACUGCGACAAGCCGCCUAAAUCCAUUUGGCCUCAUUGUUGCUCUGAAUGAACAAGGGGAAGCCUCAGGCUCUGUCUUCUGGGACGAUGGUGAAUCCAUUGACACUACAGAGAAUGGAAUGUAUUUCCUGGCCAAAUACACAUACGCAGAAGGUCACCUGACCACCCGUAUUGUUCACAACAACUACCGGGGGGUGGAUUCUCUGACAUACGACACAAUUCAUAUCCUUGGCGUCACUUCAAGACCUAAUGCUGUUGUUCUGAAUGGAAAAGGCAUCCGCAGCAAUGACAUACAUUAUGGGGGAAAUGGGGUAAGAGUUGUGUUUAUGAAUUGA
This is a messenger RNA of Euleptes europaea (tarantolino), 2616 nucleotides long. Its product is annotated as maltase-glucoamylase-like. Lineage: Eukaryota; Metazoa; Chordata; Lepidosauria; Squamata; Sphaerodactylidae. The record is from RefSeq and is a predicted model, not a curated record. Gene Ontology annotation, biological process: carbohydrate metabolic process. Gene Ontology annotation, molecular function: alpha-1,4-glucosidase activity; carbohydrate binding. The coding region runs from base 1 to 2616 and encodes 871 amino acids. The transcript is spliced from 22 exons.